GUGCGAGCUGCAGCUGGGAGAAAUCGCGCUCCGGCUCUGCAUUUAAACGUGGCACCACCUAAGUUUCCCUCUCCUUUCAGAAUAUGAAGAAAAAGGAAGGAACAGCGGGGAACACCAGACCACGUCCUGCAGGUCCUGGGGGCCUGAGCUUGCUCCCACCACCUCCUGGAGGAAAAUCUUCCGCUCCGGUUUGUCCUUCUGGAGAGCGGCCAUCAUCGCUCUCUGUGCCCGCCCAGCUCCCGGGCACCCCCAUCACAGAUGCCCUCUUGGCCUGGCCGCAGCCCACUGCUGCUCCCGCUGCAGCCGCCGCUGAUGUCUGGGGAGACUUUGCCAAAGCUUCAGGAUCGGCUUCUAGCCAGACUCAGGCAAAUGCAGGCUGGGUUCAGUUCUGAUCCAGGCCCCUUGUCUGCUUUUUCCUGUGUGGGUGCUGGAAUCAUCGAGAUUCCUUCAGGACCAAAACUGGGGCUUUGGGACACCCUGCUCUUGCCCUUAAAUCUCUGGCAUCGAAAUGAUGAAAUAAAUGCUAGAGAGCAAAAGAACACGUGCCUUAAAACACUCCACACCAGCACCCUCCCCAUCGGGGGCCUUUUAUUUUCUGCCUGGAUUGCAGCAAACCUCUGAGGCUUCUCCUUUGCA
Molecule: messenger RNA, 636 nt
Organism: Athene cunicularia (burrowing owl)
Lineage: Eukaryota; Metazoa; Chordata; Aves; Strigiformes; Strigidae
Product: adaptin ear-binding coat-associated protein 2-like
Exons: 3
Coding region: 84-392 (102 amino acids)
Source: RefSeq, a predicted model, not a curated record